Coffea eugenioides is the source of this 771-nucleotide messenger RNA. Its product is annotated as calmodulin-like protein 8. The transcript has 4 exons. Bases 140 to 592 code for a protein of 150 amino acids. Gene Ontology annotation, molecular function: enzyme regulator activity; calcium ion binding. NCBI's taxonomy places the organism in Eukaryota, Viridiplantae, Streptophyta, Magnoliopsida, Gentianales, Rubiaceae. The record is from RefSeq and is a predicted model, not a curated record.
UCUCUCUCUCUCGUUUCACAAUUUGUCUCUUUAGUCAUUGCCUUCUCUCUUUCUCCCUUUUUUUGGUUUGGUAGACCUGACCUCUUCUCUUUCACACACGCUUUUUCAAGUUCCAAACUCAAACAAUAGGAGGAGAACCAUGGGAGAAGUACUCAAUCAAGAACAGAUUGUCGAGUUCAAGGAAGCCUUUAGUCUGUUUGAUAAGGAUGGAGAUGGUUGCAUCACCAUUGAAGAAUUGGCCACUGUGAUAAGGUCACUGGAUCAAAAUCCAAGUGAGGAAGAACUGCAGGACAUGAUUAGUGAAGUUGAUGCUGAUGGAAAUGGAACCAUUGAGUUUGCGGAAUUCUUGAACCUCAUGGCCAAAAAGAUUAAGGAAACCGAUGCAGAGGAGGAGCUUAAAGAGGCUUUUAAAGUGUUUGACAAAGACCAAAAUGGUUACAUUUCAGCCAGUGAGCUGAGGCACGUGAUGAUCAAUCUAGGGGAGAAACUGACUGAUGAAGAGGUGGAGCAGAUGAUCAGAGAGGCUGAUUUGGAUGGUGAUGGUCAAGUCAAUUACGAUGAAUUUGUCAAGAUGAUGACGACCGUUGGAUAAUUGCUAGGACUUGAUUUUCAUUCAUUGUGAUCCAUUCAGAUUAAUCUCUUUUACUAAUUUGUAUUCUUAAAAUCUAUUUCUUUCAAUGGUUUGGUCAAUUGUUAACUUAGUAUAGGGUGAUUGUAAUCCAAUUUAAUUAACUAUGUAUUGGAUUCUUUCAUCUUCUUGAAGGAAACAAA